Molecule: messenger RNA, 293 nt
Organism: Aegilops tauschii subsp. strangulata
Lineage: Eukaryota; Viridiplantae; Streptophyta; Magnoliopsida; Poales; Poaceae
Source: RefSeq, a predicted model, not a curated record
UUUUAUGAACAUGCUGGGUGAAGAUCCGCCACAUAAUGUGAAGCUCCGACAGGCUGGCAGCGGGGUUCGCAGGCUGUGGGACGUGGAGUUGGUGAUCGAGGAGGGCCACAUGUACCUGUGCCGUGGCUGGGAGAAGUUCUAUAGUGCCUACGACCUACGGACCGGGUACUUUCUUCUCUUCAGGCAAUGGGAGCAGCAGCAGCGACACUGGCUACAGCCAAAGCAGCAGCGAUUAUGGUUGUAGCAAAAGCAACAGCGAUUCUGGCUUUAGCGAAAGCAGCAGUGAUUCUGGC